Debaryomyces tyrocola is the source of this 485-nucleotide messenger RNA. Lineage: Eukaryota; Fungi; Ascomycota; Pichiomycetes; Serinales; Debaryomycetaceae. The record is from the annotation of a GenBank genome assembly.
AUGGUUUGUAAUAAAGACCGAAAUGACAGUAUGAUGUUUGUGGAUAUUAUGAGCAGAUUAUGAAUAAAUGUUCAAGAUAUAAGAAAUCAAGAGACAAUUUCAGUUACGGACAUAAUUCGAAAGUUGGAGAGACAAGACUUCUUUUAGGAAGAAAGUUAUAGAAUUGGAAUAAGUACUAACAAGUUUAUAGGUAGAGUUAUUCGUAACCAAAGAAAAGGUGCUGGUUCUAUCUUCACCUCGCACACCAGAUUAAGAAAGGGUGCUGCCAAGUUAAGAACUUUAGAUUAUGCUGAACGUCACGGAUACAUUCGUGGUAUUGUCAAGCAAAUCAUCCACGAUCCAGGUAGAGGUGCUCCUUUAGCCAAGGUUUCAUUCCGUGAUCCAUACAAGUACAAAUUAAGAGAAGAAACCUUCAUUGCUAACGAAGGUGUCUACACUGGUCAAUUUAUCUACGCCGGUAAGAAGGCUUCUUUAAACGUCGGUAA